This is a messenger RNA of Hyalella azteca, 1585 nucleotides long. RefSeq names its product arrestin domain-containing protein 2-like. Bases 84 to 1373 code for a protein of 429 amino acids. The record is from RefSeq and is a predicted model, not a curated record. Gene Ontology annotation, biological process: protein transport. Gene Ontology annotation, cellular component: cytoplasm. NCBI's taxonomy places the organism in Eukaryota, Metazoa, Arthropoda, Malacostraca, Amphipoda, Hyalellidae. The transcript is spliced from 7 exons.
UCUAUCAAAAGUCUUAAGCUGAAGUUCACAACUCGAUAACUUCAGGCCCAGGGACUUGAGUUGUUAUACCAGCUCUGCAGGCCAUGGGUCUAACAAACUUCACCUUGGUCCUAGAGCCACAUCAGGACGUGUAUUUCCCGGGCCAGGCGGUUGAGGGGCGUGUGAUGGCGGUGGCAUCAUCAGCCAGAUUUUGUAGAGCCGUCGAAGUCGAAUUCAGGGGGGACGCUGAAGUUAGCUGGGACGAUGUCAGCGAUUCAGAUGAUGAUGCGACCACCUACGAAGCAUCGGAACCAUACUUCAAAUUCAAAACAAACGUUUGGGAGCCUGACUCAUCUGGGAGGCUGCCUGCUGGCAACCACGAUUGGCCUUUCAAGUUUAAGCUGCCACUGAGCAUCCCGUCUUCGUUUGAAGGCCGCUAUGGCUACAUUCGCUACCGCGUAAAGGCUGUGGCUAGGAUCCGCUUAGGAUUUAACAAGGAGAGCGAAGUUUACAUAAGCGUCAACUGUCCUCUCGAUCUCACCCUGACAUCGGCUACGGCACAACUUCUGAUAGAGAAAGAGGACACGUCGUGCUUAUGCCGUGGCCCCGUCAGCCUCUACAUCAGUGGCCGUCGCUAUGGGGCGGUGGUGGGGGAGAAGUACAGAGUGAGGGGGGAGGUGGCGAACUACAGCAGAAAGAAGGUGGAAUCUACAAUUCUGUACCUCCGUCAGCGUGUGACGUACCAUUCGAAACGGCGUCGUACCUGUAAAGUGGACGAACGAGACGUGAAACUGUUAGAAAUUGGCUGCGUAGCACCAGGUGACAGCAUCGGCCUUCAAGACGAACCCUUCUUCGUACCAUCCGUCGUACCCGGGCUCCAGCACUGCCAAAUUAUGGACCUCAAAUACUUCCUUAAGGUGGUUGCAAGAUUCGAUUGCUGUAACGACGUCUCUGGCCAGGUAGAAUUUGUGGUCGGCACCAUACCCUUCUUGCUGGAGGGAGGCGAGGACGAUCGUUUUCGUAACUUUCCAAACUCUCCUAUGGCGCCCGCCUCAAACAACACAUCUUCAUUUCCUCAAGUGGAAACAUUCACUCCGGGAUCUUCUGAUUUGAAUCCUCCAUCGUUUUUUCUGUGCCCCAAUGAAGGCCCUUCAUCGAAAAUCAGUUCAUCCCUUCCCCCUGGUUCUGUACCCGUGGGAUUUCCUGAACCUGUUCCUCUGCAAAUCAUGCAGUUUCAAUUGAGUAAAUCCCUAUUUCAGCAAACACCUGCAAGUCAACACCCGAACCAGAGUCCUUCUAAGACGACGCCAUGUUAUUUCUGCCAGGAUGGACGCCCACGCAUGAACCGCAAAUGUCCUCCACCUUCCUAUCUGUCGUACUUGGGUUGCAUCUGAAUGGAAACACCUAACUAGCCAACACACCUAACUAGCCUUCUGUAAAUCAUAAAGAGUUACUGAUAGCUGGAUGACGCUAUAGUUAUUCAAUUUCGUCAAUUCAAUGCUUCUCAAUCAUAUUUCUUAUGCUUUAAUUCUCUUCUCAACUUUGUGGCUGACAGAAGUUCUAAUCACCAAGAGUUUUAUCUACAUAAAACAAUCUCAAAGUACUC